Molecule: messenger RNA, 1102 nt
Organism: Gambusia affinis (western mosquitofish)
Lineage: Eukaryota; Metazoa; Chordata; Actinopteri; Cyprinodontiformes; Poeciliidae
Product: intraflagellar transport protein 46 homolog
Exons: 5
Coding region: 308-1051 (247 amino acids)
Biological process (GO): cilium assembly; intraciliary transport
Cellular component (GO): intraciliary transport particle B; motile cilium; centrosome
Source: RefSeq, a predicted model, not a curated record
UGCUUAGAUAACGGCUGUAACAAGAAGCGUUUAGUGGAAGAUAAACAGAUUCACACUGCAGUUAGGGGAUUAUUUUCUGUCUCUAAACGAUGAAUUUGAAGUCUUCGCUGCGCUUUUACUUGAUUACUUUGUGCUUUUAAUCGUUAAAAAGCCGAUUUACGAGCUGCUGGUAGCGGUUAGCUCCUUUAGCUCGGACUAAAGCUUUGCUAGUUCUGUUAGGUUUGCUUUCAGUUCACCAGGUAACGGUUUGAAGCUGAAGCUGCUGUAACCCAGGUACCACCCGAAACUCCUCAGGCAGCUGUGUCCCAUGGAGCGGACUGACCGGGGAAAGGACCCCCAGCUGCUGAGGAACCAACCCUACGACGAGAGUCUGGACGUGGAGGACGGAGAGGAGGUACCGAGUGUCUACAGCCCGACUCCCCGAGGACAGAGACAGACCGAGUGGAGCAGCAAGAAGGUUCUUGGCAUCAUGUCCACCAGCAGCAGCAGGAACCAGCUGGAUGAGGAGCACAGACCUGUGAGGGGCAGAGAGCUGGCGGGGCUGAAGCCAGGGCCCGGUCUGACCCAGGAGGAAGAGGAGGAGGAGGAAGAAGAGGAGGACUCCGAUGAGGAUGAGUCUGAUGAAGAUGAUGAUGACGAUGAGCCCACUGAAACCCUGGAGGGAGUGUACGACCCUGCAGACUACUCCAACCUGCCUGUUACCACGGAGAUCAGAGAGCUGUUCCAGUACAUCACCCGGUACUCUCCUCAGAACCAGGAACUGGACCUCUGCCUCAAGCCCUUCAUCCCGGACUUCAUUCCAGCUGUAGGAGACAUCGACGCCUUCCUAAAGGUACCGAGGCCGGAUGGGAAACCAGACAACCUGGGCCUACUGGUUCUGGAUGAGCCCAGUGUGAAGCAGUCGGACCCGACGGUUCUGUCUCUGUGGCUGUCGGAGGAAACCAAACAGCACGGAACCACAGAGGUGGCGCCGCUUUGUAAAUGUGACUGGCCACAAGAAAACCAUGAAUACGUCGACUCGGGGCGUUUUGAGGUCGUUUCAGAUUCUUAAUGUGUGGAUUCUAAGCUUUCUAAUAAUAAAAAAUACAUGGAAAUGAAAAAC